Hirsutella rhossiliensis is the source of this 2181-nucleotide messenger RNA. RefSeq names its product kinase. Lineage: Eukaryota; Fungi; Ascomycota; Sordariomycetes; Hypocreales; Ophiocordycipitaceae. The record is from RefSeq and is a predicted model, not a curated record. Gene Ontology annotation, biological process: protein phosphorylation. The coding region runs from base 1 to 2181 and encodes 726 amino acids. The transcript has 4 exons. Gene Ontology annotation, molecular function: ATP binding; protein kinase activity.
AUGGUUGCCGUCUCAACUGCCUCUAGCCUUUUUGUAGCCAUCGUUCCCACGAAGGUUGUCGUCAACAUCAAAAACACCCGUUUAGCAAGUUCCAGCCAACAUCAAUACCACAUGCAGGAAACAAAAAAAAUCGAGGAGCUAGAGAGGCGACUUCGUGAGGCGGAAGAACGCAUUGCAAGCGAAAAGCAACGCGCCGAAAAGGAACAGCAACGCGCCGAAAAGGAACAGCAACGCGCCGAAAAGGAACAGCAACGCGCCGAAAAGGAACAGCAACGUGCCGAAGAAGCAGAACGAGAGCGUCAACAAGAGCGAGAUCGUGCCGAGAAGGAGCAGCAACGCGCCGAGAAGGAGCAGCAACGCGCCGAAGAAGCAGAGGAACAGACCCGACCGACCACAUUCGACGAGUACAUCGCUGCUUGUCAUCGCCAUGUCUUUUCCCAGUUCACGGUGGAAAGAGACCGCAGGCUUACGUCAAGGGGUUCUAUCACCAACCCCCGAAAUAAGCUAUGCCCUACUAGUCUUGAGCCUUGGCCACGCUUCCUGGAACUGCAGGGGAGCGUUUUCGAUACUCUCUACGAAUGUCUGCCCGUCGACAUUCGUGUCUUCGAGAGCCAAAACUUCCUAGCCGGUCUAGGAAGGAGAGUGGCGCAGCGAUCGAUAGCAGAUGAGAAGACGCUGGAAUACUUCAUGCAUAAUAGUGUCGAAGAUCCUGUCAGAGUCAUCAUGGAGCAACUCAGGCAGAUUGACGAGGUGUGCGACGCAUUCGACAUGGGAAACGGGAUCGUCUUCGAGAACCACCCUCACGCCAUCAGCGACGUCGCCGAGGAAGUAGUCGCCCGGGAGAACCCGUCAACACCGCCGCAAGCACCAGACCACCGACGAGAUCUUCAUCAGCUACGGCCCGACCAAAUCUGCAUUUAUCGGUCAGGUGAUGACCCAUCCCCGGAGAAGCGGACGAUGAUCUACGUGUCCGAGUAUAAGGCACCCCAUAAGCUCACAGCUCCGCACCUCCGCGCCGGACUACGGCCGAUGAAUAUCUACAAGGAAGUCGUCAAUCGGAAGACGAUCCCGCCAUCUGUGGACCCGGACGGCCGUUUUGAAUAUCACGCCGAGAGACUGACGGCGUCUGCCCUCACACAAACGUAUCACUACAUGAUCGAAGGCGGUCUCGAGUACGGGUUGCUGACAACUGGCGAGGCGACCGUCUUUCUCAAGGUGGACUGGGCCGAGCCUGAGACGUUGUAUUAUCACCUGGCAGAGCCCGGGCCGGAGGUGUUGGCUCAUCCAGAGCAUAUGCAGUCUAGCUCCGCGGUGGGGCAGUAUCUCACGUUCAGCCUGAUGGCGCUAGGUAGACCGGGCGGACGGGUGGAACAUGGGCAGGAUGAGCGUGAUCGGGCGACGGCGAAUCUCAACAGGGGAGGAGACGCCGUCGAGGUAGAAGAGGCGACGAGCGCGACACAAUUGCGACUAGACGAGAUCAGUCGGAAUCAUCGGACGACGAGUCGGGAUAUCGGCCUCCGGAUACGCCGAGCCCCUCUGAGCGGCAAGGAGGACGUGGACAACGCGGACAACGUGGACGAGGCGAUGCAAAUGUGCCUCGACGAAGUCAACGAAUCCUGGCACGCCGACCCCGCCAAGGGACUGAUGAGGAAGUGGAACGGCGGUACUGCACCCAAGCAUGCCUCCUUGGACUGGGUGACCCUUCUGUCGUACGGCUACACGUUUGUGUGCAAGGGCACAGUGCAGGCCUUCAUCCGGGACCUUGAGCAUGAAGCAGCAGUCUACAAGCGCCUAGAGCGGGUUCAGGGCGUCAACGUACCCGUCUUUCUCGGAGCCGUAGACCUUCGGCCGCUGAAGAGGACCUACUACUACGACCAUCGGGUUUACGUCGUGCACAUGACGUUUCUUUCAUGGGGAGGAGACGUGAUUGACGAGGCCAAGAUCGCAGCCAGCACGAGAAGAAUCCUCGAGGCCAAGGCGCUUGCAUCCCUGCGGGCGAUACAUGAGGAAGGUGUGGUACACAAAGACGUGCGAAGCGCCAACAUGCUGGUCAACAAAGAGACGGACGGUGUGAUGAUGAUCGACUUUGAGCGUGCUAUGUUGCUUGAACUAGUUCAGGGAAGGGCAGAGCAUGCAAGCGGCGAGGUGCGGGAAGUUGUGGAUUCGCAGAGGAUACUCUGA